AUCGAUUCUAAGUUUGCCGAAAACGAUUAGCUAAGACUUAAAUAGUGAUUAAAGUGUGAGAAAUGCAGCUUAAAUUUAUGAAAACCGUUGUUGAAGCACAGGAUUACCUGUACCGCGUGGCAGGCCUAUGUUGGUCUCCAAAUAAUCAGAAACUUGCGGUGGCUACUGCGGAUCGUACUAUUUUGCUGUUCGAUGAAAGUGGCGAGCGACGGGACAAAUUUUCGACGAAACCGGGAGAUCCGAAUGCGGGAAAAAGCUCCUACGUUAUCCGUGGGAUUGCUUUUAGUCCUGAUUCCACAAGGUUGGCAGUGGCGCAGAGCGAUAAUAUCGUUUAUGUUUACAAAUUAGGGGAAUCAUGGAACGAAAAGAAAGUUAUUUGUAAUAAAUUUCCGCAGGGAGUAGCCGUUACAUGCAUUACCUGGUUGUCCGGUGGAAUGAUUAUUGCCGGUUUGGAGGAUGGUAAAGUGCGUUCAUUGCACUGUAAGAAUAAUAAGUCAAAAACUUUGUAUGCCGCGGAAAGUCUAGUUGUGGCGUUGGCUCCGAACGUCAGAGGAACUGGCUUCGUAUCUGGACACGAGGACGGAUCGGUCAUCAAAUUCUAUAUUAUUGAAGAACCUGGAGAGCCAUCCGGUCGGUUACUUCAGCAUCCGGUCGCGCCAAUGUCAUUGGCUUGGCCUCAAAGUGGCAUACUUGUGGCGGGGUGCGACAAAAAGAUUUGCUUCUACGACACCCUAGGGCGAUUGACUCGUAACUUUGACUAUACUAGAGAUGACCUAGAACGUGAGUUCACGAUAGCAGCUUCCAGCCCGAAUGGACAGGCUGUUGCUGUUGGUAGUUUCGAUAGGAUUCGAAUCUUCACGUGGAGUCCUCGUCAAAAUACCUGGGCUGAAUCGCUUUGUAAAAGCAUUCCCAAUUUAUACACGGUAACUGCUGUUGCGUGGAGGAAAGAUGGCUCCCGGUUAACAGUCGGAUCGCUUUGUGGCGCUGUUCUGUCCUAUGAAUCCGUACUGCGUAGAACCAUCUGGCAGGAUAAAUUUGAGCUGACCUUCGUAGCUCCAAGUCAAGUUUUGCUGAAGUCUCUGCAUGAUCCUUCGAAUACGAUGCUCGUCGAAUCCCAGCUUGGUCUCGAGAUUGAUGACGUGCGAAUCAUGGGAAAGGAUAACUACUUAGUGGGAAGAACCGAAGAUUCGCUGAUUCUUUGCGAUUUGAUUCGAACACUUACCAGCGAGAUUCCAUGGAUCGCCACCGGUCGGCACGAGAGAUUUUAUUUCGAAAAUCCUACUGUUGCGUUGAUUUUCAACGCCGGUGAACUCUCACUCGUGGAGUACGGUGAAAACUACAUCUUAGGCUCGGUGAGAACAGAAUUCGUCAACCCUCACGUGAUCUCCGUUCGACUGAACGAGCGAGGAAAUACGAAACACAACAAAAAGUUGGCCUAUUUGCUGGAUAUGAAAACGGUUUGCGUUGUAGACUUGAUUCAGCAGUCUACGAUAACUCAGAUAUCUCACGAUUCCAAGAUUGACUGGUUGGAACUAAGUGAAACAGGACAAAAGCUGCUGUUUAGAGAUAAAAAGAUGCGACUAUUGCUGGUAGACAUCGGUACGGGAAAGAAACAAACUCUACUCGCCAAGGUUGCCUUCGUUCAGUGGGUUCCAUCAAGUGAUGUAGCAAUAGCUCAGAGUGACUCAAAUCUUGCAAUGUGGUACAACAUUGAUCUACCGGAGCACGUGACCAUUAUACCGGUGCGUGGAGAUGUUUUUGAUGUGAUUCGCGAGGAAGGAAAAACAGAAGUUCAUACGCGAGAGGGAGCUUCUGAACAUGUUUACAACUUAGAUGAAGGUUUGGUAGAGUUCGGAACUGCCGUGAAUGAUAGUGAUUUUGGUCGAGCAAUUUUCUAUUUGGAAUCGUUGGGGGAUAAACCGGCCGCAAAGGCAAUGUGGCAUAACUUGGCGAACAUUGCUUUGGCGCAACAAAAUUUGCAUGUAGCACAGAGGUGCUUCGCGGCACUGGAGAACGCCUCAAAGACGUUCUACUUGGGAGAGAUGAUUAAAAUUGCCGAAAAGUAUGAAGAGGCUACUGGGAAUCCCGGGAUGAGCUGUUCUGAAGUUCGUGCCAGGAUGGCCUUGCUAGGAGGCGAUCUAAGGUCAGCCGAGAGAAUCUACAUCGAGCAGGGAGACAUCGAGGCGGCGUUGGAUAUGUAUAAAAAUCUUCGUCGAUGGGAUGACGCCAUUAAACUUGCCGAGCGUCGAGGAUACCAUGGGUUGAAUGAUCUGAAGGAGCAACAAAUGGAAUUUUUAUUGAACACAAGUCAGGAGGAAAAGGCUGGCGAAGUGCUAGAGGAACGCGGAGAGAAGGACAAAGCAAUGACGCUGUAUUUGAAGGCAAAUAAACCAGUCAAAGCAGCCAAGUUAGCUCUCAAAACGCCGCAUAUACUUUCGAAUGAAAGUAUCGUAUCUCGAAUAACCGCUUCUCUGGUGAAAGCAGAAUUGUUUGAAUUAGCGGCAGAGUUAGCACAUCGAACUGGCCAGCAACAGGUUGCAAUCGAUCUUUACCGAAAAGGUGGAGCUUAUGCGCGAGCCAUCGACUUGGCACGCUUUGUUUCGCCGGAUGAAGUUAUCAGAUUGGAGGAAGAAUGGGGAGAUUGGUUGGUCUCUAAACGACAGCUGGAUGCAUCAAUAAGCCACUACAUCGAAGCUGGCAGCACUGUGAAGGCUUUGGAGGCGGCUGUCGGUGCAAAGCAGUGGCGAAAAGCUGUUCAAAUAGCAAAAGUAGUAGACGAUGCGGUAGAGAUCCGUAAGUAUGCCGUUGAGUUGGCUGAGCACCUCUGCUUGAUCGGUGAUGUGAAGACGGCGGAGGAACUAUUGGUUCGAGCUGAGAUGUACAAGGAGGCUAUCAAUCUACUGAACAAACACGGCCAGUGGGAAAAAGCGUUCGAUAUAGCCGAAAAGUUUCUCAACACCGAAGAGGUUCGCGAUAUGUUUAUUGAGCUAUCCAAAGAUCUUGAAAAGGAAGGCAAAUAUAGAGACGCAGAGAAGGUUUUAAUAACUAUCAAUGAACCGGAUAUUGCCAUUAACAUGUACAAGGAGCUGGAGAUGUUUGAUUCCAUGAUCAGGCUGGUGGAAAGGUAUCAUAAGAAUCUCUUGCAUCAAACGCAUACAUCCCUUGCCCGUCAACUAGAAAGUAAAGGUCGCUUGAAAAACGCUGAAGUUCAUUUUCUAGCUUCCGAUGAUUGGAAGGCAGCUGUACACAUGUACUGUAGCGCCAAUAAGUGGGAGGAUGCUCAUCGCGUAGCGAAACAAAAAGGUGGAGAAGGUGCAUCCAACCAGGUAGCGUUCAUGUGGGCCAAAUCACUUCCAAUUGAAGGAGCGACUCGGCUGCUUACCAAGAUGAAUCUGAUCGACAACUCUAUUGCGUAUGCUUGCGAAGCUGGCCAGUUUGAUUUUGCACUUGAGCUCUGCAAGGCUAGCGGAAAGUCAGCGGAUGACGUUCAUUUAAAAAUUGCCAUGACAUUAGAAGAUGAUGGUAAAUUUACCGAAGCUGAAGCUGAAUUCUUACUAGCUAACAAGCCCAAAGAAGCAAUAAUGAUGCACACUCACAGCGGUGACUGGAAAGCCGCGAUUCGUGUAGCGGAAAAGUAUCUACCAGAGGCGGUUAAAGAAGUUCUGCUUAGUCAAGCUGCUGGAGCACUGGAGUCACGCAACUACCCCGAAUAUGAAGCCUUGAUGAUCCGUGCUGAAAGACCGGAUCUGAUCUUGGAGUAUUACAAAGAAUACAACAUGCUCAGUGAUGCUCUUCGAGUUGCUAAGGAAUAUGUUCCUUCCGCUGUAGCUGAAAUACAAAAACUACACGCCAGAGCAAAUCGUGGUAGCGGAUCCAACGAUUCACGCUACCUUCUGCAGAAAGCUUCAGAAUACGCUAGAGCCGAAGAGUUCAAGAAAGCAGCGGAGUACCUGCUGCAAAUUAGCGAUGGAAACGCCGACGAGGCAACCGUUGGUAGAGCAUUAUUGCGAGGAGCAGAGAUCUGCAAUCAAUUUCUCGAAGGUCCAGAUGCGGUGGAAAUUGCUCGAGAGCUUGGUCCGCGGUUGAUUGAAAUAAAUCAAAUUGGUCCAGCUGCUCAGUUGUAUCUGGCUGCGGAAAUGCCUCGUGAAGCGGUUGAUGUAUUCAUCAAAACUGACAACUGGAAUAAGGCCCGUCGAUUGGCAAAGGAAAUCGAUCCGCAGUUGGUGGCUUAUGUCGAAACUCAGCAAAAAUCUCGACUCAGAAAUCAAGGAAAUGUCGAGCAACUAGCUGAUAUUGAUAUAAUGGGAGCAUUAGAUUUACUCGCCGAGCAAGGUCAAUGGACACGGUGUAUCGAAAAAGCUAAGCAGCACAGUGUUCCGAUCCUGCAGAAAUAUCUGGCUCAGUAUGCUGCCCAGAUGAUUCGCGAUGGUGACUGUAUUUCUGCGUUGAACUUGUACCUGGAACAUGGAGUUCCACCUGUGGCGCAGAAUUUCAACAUCUACAACCGUAUCGCAUUGGAAUGUUUCAACUUACGCGAUCCGGAUGGAAUUCAGGUUUGGAAGAACCUACGGGAUUUUUUGCUGAAUUUGGUUCAAGCUCUACGGGGAUCUGACCAGAUGGAGGCCGAUGUAAUUGACCGUUUCGAGCAGCUACUGACGAUUGCUCACUACUACUGCACAAGGGCAGCUUGCCGUCAAGCCCCUGCUCUUCAGUCAAUCGCUGUGAAGAUUUCCGUUUCUAUGCUACGCCAUACAGACAUCAUUCCUUGCGACAAGGGUUACUAUGAGGCGGGCAUGGAUUUGCGCGGUAUGGGGCGGGAAUCGGAAGCUUUCGUCAUUCUCAACCAUUAUCUGGACGUGUGCGAAGCGAUCGAAGAAGGAUCGGGCAACCUGGUCGAUCACUCUGACCUCUCGUCCACGGACUUCCCCAGUUCGGUCCCGAUACCGGCUGAGUUGCAUCUGAAGAACGAGCUCAAUUUGCACGAGGAAAUCCGCGAAUGGGUGCUUGCUGUAAGCAUGGACCAGAAGGUCGACCAGGUAUUGCCGACGGAUGAUCGGAAUUUGUACGAGUCCAGUUUGGGUAUUUCGGAUCAGGCCUGCCUAGUGAGUGGCUAUCCGGUGAUGGGUCGACAGCCGGUGGUGUUUCAGCGUACCCACCGACUUGCGAACCGGGAUGCCUGGAGCAAGCUUACGGUGGCUGCCAGGAUGGCACCGCAGACGGACAUUCCCAACGUGAUUGAGUUCAUUGAGAAGUGGUGUGGACCGGCAAAUUUCUUGUCUGCAUGA
Molecule: messenger RNA, 5285 nt
Organism: Topomyia yanbarensis
Lineage: Eukaryota; Metazoa; Arthropoda; Insecta; Diptera; Culicidae
Gene: Oseg2
Product: intraflagellar transport protein 172 homolog
Exons: 3
Coding region: 63-5285 (1740 amino acids)
Biological process (GO): intraciliary transport
Cellular component (GO): intraciliary transport particle B; ciliary basal body; axoneme
Molecular function (GO): protein binding
Source: RefSeq, a predicted model, not a curated record